AUGAAGUAUCUAUGUCUAUCGACAAUAAUAGUCGGAUUUUUGGCCCUAUUUCAGGGUGCCGAAGCUCUUCGUUUUGAGCUUGCUGCUCAGCCACACAAUGCCGAACCACAGUGUGUUAGAGAGUUUGUUUCCGAUGGUCAGCUUGUUGUUGUCACAGCCACCAGUACCGGACAGGUUGGUGACGGCCAGGUCUUGUCCAUGCGUAUUACAAAUGCAGACGGCGAUGAAUACCGUCGUAAGGAUGACAUUGCAGGCACGAUCAAGGUUGCAUUCAGUGCCCACGAAACCUCUAGCUUUGACAUAUGUUUUACAAACCGCUUGCAGCCAGGCUACAACCACCAUGGACGUCAACUUUCGAGAGAAAUUGAGUUGGAAGUCGAGGCCGGUGCCAACGCCAGAGACUGGAACGCCAUCCAGAGUGCCGAGAAAUUGAAGCCCUCUGAGGUCCAGUUGAGAAAGGUUGACGAGAUGCUUGGAGAGGUUAUCACCGAGUUGGAGUAUUUGGUUAAAAGAGAAGAGCGUUUGAGAGACACCAACGAGAGUACCAACCGUAGAGUCAAGAACUUCUUCGUCGCAGGUACCCUGAUGUUGGUGGGCGUUGGUGUUUACCAAGUUCACUAUCUGAGAAACUACUUCAGAUCUAAGCAUAUUCUUUAG
Messenger RNA from Pichia membranifaciens NRRL Y-2026, 657 nucleotides. RefSeq lists its product as hypothetical. The transcript has a single exon. Gene Ontology annotation, biological process: Golgi organization; intracellular protein transport; endoplasmic reticulum to Golgi vesicle-mediated transport. NCBI's taxonomy places the organism in Eukaryota, Fungi, Ascomycota, Pichiomycetes, Pichiales, Pichiaceae. Bases 1 to 657 code for a protein of 218 amino acids. Gene Ontology annotation, cellular component: COPII-coated ER to Golgi transport vesicle; endoplasmic reticulum; endoplasmic reticulum-Golgi intermediate compartment. The record is from RefSeq and is a predicted model, not a curated record.